Molecule: messenger RNA, 2084 nt
Organism: Lolium rigidum
Lineage: Eukaryota; Viridiplantae; Streptophyta; Magnoliopsida; Poales; Poaceae
Product: probable zinc metalloprotease EGY3, chloroplastic
Exons: 5
Coding region: 188-1930 (580 amino acids)
Source: RefSeq, a predicted model, not a curated record
GGCCGUCGCAUUCUUCACGACUCCUCCCGGCGCCUUCUCCAACUUUCUAGAACUCUCGCCAUCCUCCUCUUUCCAAACCAUUUUAAGCGCUCCGCCAUGAACUCCCAAGCUCUCCACACCGAAACUGAAGCACACCAGACCGAGCAAGCAGCAGGCACGAUAAACCGAGCCCCACAGCUCGCUGCCAAUGGCUUCCACUUCCCUCGUGGCCUCUAUCAUGUGUACUGGUAGCAGCACCAGUACUAGGAGUACAGCCUUAUCAAGGAGGAGCUUCUGCAAGAACCUUCACAGGGUCCAUGUCAGGCCUGUCAGGAACAGGUCCGUCGUCAGGUGCUCGCUGCAGGAGCAGCAAGAGCAGGCGACGGAGAACCGGCGAGCUUCCUCCAUUGCCGUGGCUCCUGACGAGCAAAAGGUCGAGGAGGCGAAGGCAUCUUCUCAUCAUGCCAGCGUAGGAGGAGGAGAUCAUCAGGAAGGAGGUGAUGGUGAGGACGGCGAGAGGAAGAGCAGGGAGGAGCAGCAGGAGGUGGACUGGAGGUCGGACGAGGAAUUCAGGAAGUUCAUGGGCAACCCUUCCAUCGAGGCCGCCAUCAAGCUCGAGAAGCAGCGCGCCGACCGGAAGCUCCGGGAGCUCGACCGCGAGCCCGACGCCAGCCCGGUCUCCGGCCUGCUCCGAGGGUUCAUCAAGAACACGCUGGAGCGGGAGAAGCAGAGGCUGGAGGAGGCCGAGAAGACCUUCAAGGCGCUCGACCUCAACAAGCUGAAGAGCUGUUUUGGGUACGACACGUUCUUCGCGGUGGACGUGCGGAGGUUCGGCGACGGCGGCAUCUUCAUCGGCAAUCUGAGGAAGCCGAUCGAGGAGGUGAGGCCUAAGCUGGAGAAGAAGAUCGCGGAGGCGGCCGGGACAGAGGUCACCCUGUGGUUCAUGGAGGAGAGGAACGACGACAUCACAAAACAGGUGUGCAUGGUGCAGCCGAAAGCAGAGAUCGAGCUGCAGCUCGAGGUCACCAAGCUGAGCACGCCAUGGGGCUACCUGAGCGCCGUGGCUCUGGCCGUCACGACCUUCGGGACCAUAGCUCUCAUGAGCGGCUUCUUCCUCAAGCCCGGCGCGUCCUUGGACGACUACGUCUCCGACGUCCUCCCUCUCUUCGGAGGCUUCCUCUCCAUCCUCGGCGUGUCCGAGAUUGCGACGAGGUUGACGGCGGCCAAGUACGGCGUGAAGCUGAGCCCGUCGUUGCUGGUGCCGUCCAACUGGACGGGGUGCCUGGGCGUGAUGAACAACUACGAGUCGCUGCUGCCGAACAAGAAGGCCCUGUUCGACAUCCCCGUCGCCCGCACGGCCAGCGCGUACCUGACGUCGGUGGUGCUGGCCGUCUCGGCGUUCAUCGUCGACGGCAGCUUCAACGGCGGCGAGAACGCCCUGUUCAUACGGCCGGAGUUCUUCUACAACAACCCGCUGCUGUCGUUCGUGCAGCUGGUGAUCGGGCCGUACGCCGACGAGCUCGGGAACGUGCUGCCCAACGCUGUGGAGGGCGUCGGCGUGCCGGUGGACCCGCUGGCGUUCGCGGGGCUGCUGGGGAUCGUGGUCACGUCGCUGAACCUGCUGCCGAUCGGGCGGCUGGAGGGCGGCCGGAUCGCGCAGGCGCUGUUCGGCCGGAGCACGGCGGCGCUGCUGUCGUUCGGCACGUCGCUGCUGCUGGGAGUGGGCGCCAUCAGCGGCAGCGUGCUGUGCCUGGCGUGGGGGCUCUUCGCCACAUUCAUCCGCGGCGGGGAGGAGAUUCCCGCGCAGGACGAGAUCACGCCGCUCGGCAGCGAGCGCUACGCGUGGGGCUUCGUGCUCGCCGUCGUCUGCCUCCUCACGCUCUUCCCCAACGGCGGCGGCACCUACUCCAGCUCCUUCCUCGGCGAGCCCUUCUUCAGGGGCGGCAUCUAGACCCACCCGGCAGCCACUAGUGUAGAAAGAGUUGGGGCUGCUGCCCGAGUUUCCACCUCCGAUUCAUGUCACUGUGUCAGUGUAUAGUAGCGUAGCAAUUUUACUAACAACUACAGUUUGAAAAUUUAAAAUCCUCUAGUGCUCUUUUUGUGUC